Messenger RNA from Helobdella robusta, 747 nucleotides. RefSeq lists its product as hypothetical. The annotation marks the transcript as partial. Gene Ontology annotation, cellular component: intraciliary transport particle B; motile cilium; centrosome. Gene Ontology annotation, biological process: cilium assembly; intraciliary transport. Lineage: Eukaryota; Metazoa; Annelida; Clitellata; Rhynchobdellida; Glossiphoniidae. The transcript has 8 exons. The record is from RefSeq and is a predicted model, not a curated record.
AGCGAGAAUGACGACGACGACGACGACGACGAUGAUGAUGAUGAUGAUGAUGAUGACGACGACGAUGAUGACGAUGACGCCAAAGCGCCAGAAGGCGCUUACAACCCAAAUGAUUUUGAAAACUUGCCCGUAACGGCCGAAGUUAAAGAAUUGUUUCAAUACAUUACAAGAUAUUCGCCGCCUAACUUGGACCUGACCUUCAAAUUGAUCCCAUUCAUUCCUGAUUAUAUCCCUGCAGUCGGAGAUAUUGAUGCGUUUCUCAAGAUACCUCGUCAUGAUGGCAAGCGGGACAAAUUAGGACUAACGAUAAUAGAUGAGCCUUGCGCCAAACAAUCAGAUCCAGUUGUGCUGGAACUCCUACUAAGAUCUCUAUCGAAGGAUACCGUUGUAUCUAGCAAAAUUAAUGUAAAGAGCGUAGACAUAGAUCAGGCAGACAGUACAAAACACAUUGACUCGUGGAUAAAAAAUAUCGACAAUUUACACAGAAGCAAGCCACCUCCCACUAUUCAUUAUACAAAAAAAAUGCCUGAGGUAGAUGACCUAAUGCAAGAAUGGGACAGCGAAAUCGAAGACGUCGUCAAAGAUGUUUCCUUCCCAAUUGAAAUUGACUGCGAACUUGCCCAGAUGGUCGACAUAGUCUGCGGCGUGUGUGACGUACCGGUACACUCGAAUAAGGUGGAAUCACUGCAUCUUCUGUUUACCCUAUUCUCCGAGUUUAAGAAUUCUCAGGUCAUUAUGAAUGAGUGA